Messenger RNA from Camelina sativa (false flax), 1403 nucleotides. Its product is annotated as ras-related protein RABE1e. The record is from RefSeq and is a predicted model, not a curated record. Gene Ontology annotation, molecular function: GTP binding; GTPase activity. Lineage: Eukaryota; Viridiplantae; Streptophyta; Magnoliopsida; Brassicales; Brassicaceae.
CUUUUAGCACUUCAGCAUAACCUCUUUAAGUUUUGCUACCCUGCAUCUUUCUUAUUCCUUACACUUAACCCCAUAACUAUUUUUUAAUGUCCCUAAAACAUACCACAACGUUUAUUUAUUUCAUUGAUUUUGAAUUAUUACUCACUGGUAAAAGAUGUGUUAACAUAUCUUGAAGAAGAAGAAUUUUGGUAAGAAACUGUGAUUAAUUUUAAAACGUCUAAAACAAUUAUAUCAAGACAGCAAGAAGGAAAUCGAGCGAUUUGAUAAGUUAUGUGGGUUUAAGUGUGAAUAAUUGAGAAAUAAAGACUAAAACAGCAAAUAAGUAAUAAAAUAUGAUCGACCAAUGAGCAGCUUUUAAACGCCUUUUUUGCUUUCUCUUUGGCUGUGUGUCUUCUCCAGGAAAAUUUCUUUCUCCGGCGAGAAGAGAUUUUCCGGGGGGAAAAAAACAGCAGAGCUCGGUAAGUGAUUACCGUUAUCUUCUCCGAUGGCAGUUGCACCGGCAAGAGCUCGUUCGGACUAUGAUUACCUCAUCAAGCUCCUCCUCAUCGGCGAUAGCGGUGUGGGAAAAAGUUGCUUGUUACUGCGUUUCUCGGAUGAUACUUUUACCACCAGUUUCAUUACUACCAUUGGAAUCGACUUCAAGAUAAGAACAGUCGAACUUGAUGGCAAGCGUAUCAAAUUGCAGAUAUGGGACACUGCUGGACAAGAACGUUUUAGAACUAUAACCACAGCGUACUACAGAGGAGCUAUGGGUAUAUUACUCGUCUAUGAUGUAACAGACGAGUCAUCCUUCAACAACAUUAGGAACUGGAUGAAGAACAUUGAGCAGCAUGCGUCCGAUAGUGUCAACAAAAUAUUGGUUGGUAACAAAGCCGACAUGGACGAAAGCAAAAGGGCUGUCCCAACAUCAAAGGGACAAGCUCUGGCUGAUGAGUAUGGAAUCAAAUUCUUUGAGACGAGUGCAAAAACAAACCAGAAUGUCGAGCAGGUUUUCCUUUCUAUCGCGAAAGACAUAAAGCAAAGACUCACAGAAAGCGAUACAAAAGCCGAGCCCCAAGGGAUCAAGAUCACUAAACAAGACGCUAACAAAGCCUCAUCGUCUUCUACAACUGAUAAACCAGCUUGCUGCAGUUAUAUUUAGAAGUUCCAUAGACUUGUUUCUAAUCUCUUAACGUCUUUUAAUCUUCAUUGCAUUAUUUAAGAGAUCGUCCUAUGUUCGUAUUAGUAGCCUAGUAGGAGGAGAGACUUAAUUGAUGGCCUGUGUGAUCUUAUGUCUAUUUUGCUAUCUCCAUGGCCAAACGCUGUACUGGUAGACAAUGUUUAAGCGUGUAAACUUUGAAUUAAUGUCAGAUGUUGUGUGUAAGCUACGGUUUCAAAAGCCUUGAAGCUGGAGAUUUAUUUCU